GACGCGACGAGGCAGUCAGACAUCACAUUGUGAGCAAAGAGUCAUGCUUGAUUGCUGAAAUUUGAGGCUACCGCGAGUCUACUAUAGAUACAUUACUAUCAAGAUUCGCUCAUCGUCACGGACAGAUCUUGUCUCGCGACUUGCUAUAGCUCUUUCCACUUAUGCACCAACGACAUGUGGAUACUUGAAAUCCCUGAAUCCUCCGCUCUCAAAUUCAAGUUCAAGCAGCUUCUCCUGCCGCCUGGAAGUCGUUAUACUCUAGGACGUAGCUCAGAAUGCUUCCUUGGUGGUGAAGUCGACAAGACGGUAUCACGUGCCAAUACUGAGAUUGUGGUGGCAGAAGCCAUCCCUGGAUCGCAUGAGCAGUCCAAUGCACGCUCUCAAGUGACACUAAUGGACAAGUCAAAAUUCGGCACUUUUGUGAAUGGUAUCCGAUACAAAUCAACGGACAACAACGCAAUCUAUGUCUUGACGCAGGAGAGCAAUACCAUCCAAUUGGGCAAAUUUGAGUUUGACAUUAAGAUCCUCUGGCAGCCGAUGGUCGUGUGUAUUGUCAAAGGGGCAGUCAAACCCGAUGAAGCUGAGCUGCUUCGCAAAUGCGAUGCAUUGAACAUCAAAGCCUCCCACUCAAUCACUCACAAAACCUCGCAUGUUAUUUGCAAAACUGUCAAUACACCACGAGGACUGCAGGCGCUUAUCAAAGGCUUGCCUAUCGUGUCGCCUGAUUUCAUCACAGCCGUUUACGAUGCUCAAGAUGCUCUACGAAAAGAUAUGAGCAACAUGCCGGACGCUCGCGAUUCCAAAUUUUACCCGACAGAGCGACCGGGCAAGCAUGAUCCAGAGGUGUGUUUGCCACGACCACUUGGAUCUGACGAGGCAAAAGCCCGUUCAACCGUAUUUGAGGGCCUGGAAUUCAUCUUUGCGUGUAACCAUACAUACAGCAAGAUCGCACCCGUCAUCGAGGAAGGACGCGGGAAAUGCCUUUUGUAUGAAGGUACUUUGACCACUCAAGACCUUGCAACGUUUGCUCUGAAAUGCAAGAAGCCGGUGUGGGUUAUCCCAAAGGAGGACGAUGCCGCGACCCUUGUUCUAGAAGUGGCGCGGCGGACAUGUACGGAGCACAUCUUCCACGGUGACCUGCUCGACAUCAUCCUGUCAAAUGGGACACACAACGUGUUUCGCGCCUCUCAAGCGACUGGACUCAUGGAACCUAUUCCAAGCAGUCAGUUGGGUGUGCCGUCCUCCGCUAUGCCGCCUCUACCAAACAUGCCAGGAUCGAGCCAGAUGCCCCUGUCCAGUCAAAUGGCGCCGCCACCCUUGACGCGAGAAGCCAGUGUCGAAGUAGUUUCACCCCCUGCUGCCAAGCGUAUACGCGUUAAUGCCUUUGAAAGGAUGGCAGCAAUGAAACAGACGUCAGCAACGACGACAAAACGCUCCUCUGCCACUGGUAUUCACAUUCCAAAACCACGCGCCGCUGCGACACCUGCCAGUCAGUCACUUGUCAUGCCAUCCCUUUCGCGUGUCCCUUCAUCACAACCUCCACAAGAUUCCUACAAGACGCCAGCGAAGCAAUCGACUAUCAGUAGCUUCUUCUCACGAGCCCGGGGUUCUACUAGGAAGGAACCAACAAACUCAAGACAAGAAUCGCAAAUGUCACAGCGCAUACUUGCUCCAACAGAAGAGAUUGAAGAGGUUGAGGAAGAAGCUCCUGUAUAUGCACCUGCUGCUCGCGAGUUUGCAAAAAAACGUGCUGCUCAAGCAGCAGAGUUGUCAAUCGGGAAAGGAGUUGCAGCUGAGGCCACAUCGCCCGAGGCAUUGCCACUAACUACAACGGUGCGCAAGCGUAAGGAGCCCGUUGCCCAAAUCACGGAAGAUGAAGUCAUGCGAGAAUUGGAAACACAGAAAGAACAGAUUGACCACAAGGCUACUGAAGAGGCACAAGAAGCUGCUAUGGAUGUGGACGAAGAAUGGACUGGGCCGGCUGCUCCUCUUACGACAUUCCAGGUCAAGAGUGUUGCGCCGGCAAUUCAGACAACCGUAUCAAAUCGUGGGCACUGGGAUCCACGGUGGGAGGGACGGCCCAAUUUCAAGCUAUUUCGACCGAAAGGCGAUGUGGAGGCAGGUGACGUGCUGGAGGGUCAUUACGGCGGUCUGGGCUAUACUGUGCUGCUGGUGAAGGACACAGCAAAGCAAGACUUGGUUGGCAUGCGCGACCUGGACUGGCUGGAACGCGAGACGCGAGAAGACGAGCCUGCUGAACAGGUUGCUGUGCAACGGAACAAACGAUCAGCGAUCGGUGUAGGCAGACGAGCGGAUCCGUUGGCUUUUGCCUUUGACUUUGAUGGUGCAGAAACAAAUUCCAAUGACUACGCAGAGUCAGAUGAAGAUGAGCCCGCAACGAAUGGUCGCUUGUUCAUCGCUGAUUCGGAUGAUGAGGUUCAACCGGAUUGUACAAGGUCCAAUCGAAAGAGUAAGCAGGUGAGUGACAGUGAGGACGACGUGGAAAUGGUCGACGACGACGACGACUUUCCAGACACGGCUACUGUGCGUGCCACACCGGCUACAGUGAAGAGCCGACAAGGACGAUCGACCGCGAGCGCCUCACAGUCGUUUGCAACAGCAAAGUCUCGUGCUUCCAACACACGACCCACGAGGGCGUCUGUGCGGACAUCUCCUGCGUCAAGAAAGAGUCAGACGCAAGCACAGGAGAGUAUCGUACUGAGUAGCGAUGAUGAUGACGAUGAGCCUGCAGACAAGCUGAAGUUUCGCUUCUAGUUGGAAAGUCUAGCGACUCAAGGCGAAGCUGGCCUCCAUCUGCUGCACUUGUCGUGCACCCGUCGAGUAGAGAUAUCGAAUCUUGCUCAAGUCCUUCUCAUGGCGGUGUCGCUCAAAGUCUGAGCGUGCCCAUUUUGCGAGUUCUUGCCUCGAACGGGAGUCUGAGACUUGGCGGAGACUGCGAUGGAUUCGACGGUAGAGAUGCAAGCUACGGUUCCUUGCGAGGAAGUGUUCAAGCGAUAGAGUCAUCUCCCGUGGCAAGCGACUCGUGGAGGUAGCCAUGCUUCUGACAGAUGUGAGAGCCAGCCAAUUGGCAGCAGUAUAGACAGAUAGCAUUCUAGAAAGCAAAUGAGAUGUGUACUUGGCUAGGCAGCUGUACUUCGCAACGACUUGUAGGCAGAGUAAGUCUGAGUAAG
Molecule: messenger RNA, 3191 nt
Organism: Protomyces lactucae-debilis
Lineage: Eukaryota; Fungi; Ascomycota; Taphrinomycetes; Taphrinales; Protomycetaceae
Exons: 1
Coding region: 175-2775 (866 amino acids)
Biological process (GO): double-strand break repair via homologous recombination; mitotic G2 DNA damage checkpoint signaling
Cellular component (GO): Mre11 complex
Molecular function (GO): damaged DNA binding; protein binding
Source: RefSeq, a predicted model, not a curated record